AUGGGGUAUAUUAGCCCACAUACUGUGGAGGGUGUGGAGAUUAAGGGUCCUGUCCAGGAGCCCUGCACCCUGACCCUAGCCCAGAGGAACGGGCAGUAUGAGUUAAUAAUCCAGUUGCACGGGAAGGAACAGCAUGUUCAAGAUAUCAUUCCUAUAAAUAGCCACUUUAGAUGUGUUCAAGAAGCAGAAGAAAAUCUUUUGAUUGAUAUAGCUUCAAACAGUGGCUGCAGAAUUCGGGUUCAGGGGGACUGGACCAGAGAGCGCCACUUUGAAAUCCCUAAUGAGGAACGCCGUUUGAAGUUCCUGUCAGAGGUCCUUGCUGCCCAAGAAGCACAUUCACAACUUCUUGUUCCAGAACAAAAGGACUCAUCCAGCUGGUACCAGAAAUUAGACACUAAGCAUCCACCUUCUCGUUUUUCAGGGCUUCUUGGAUUUGAGGAUAAUUUUUCAAUUAUGAAUUUGGAGAAGAAAAAUUCACAAAGUCAGCCUAUUGGGGUUCACCGGGAACCUCCACCCCCACCCCCUUCAGUGAGCAGAAUGCUUCCACGUGACAAAGAAGCUACUAACAAGGAACAGCCCAAAGUGACCGAUACCAUGCGAAAGCUCUUUGUACCAAAUAACCAGUCUGGGCAGCGGGAAGGUCUCAUCAAACAUAUCCUGGCAAAGCGAGAGAAAGAGUAUGUCAACAUUCAGACUUUCAGAUUUUUUGUUGGAACUUGGAAUGUGAAUGGCCAGUCUCCUGAUAGUGGGUUAGAACCUUGGCUGAACUGUGAUCCGGAUCCUCCUGAUAUCUACUGCAUUGGAUUCCAAGAGCUGGACUUGAGCACAGAAGCAUUUUUCUACUUUGAAUCCAUCAAAGAACAAGAAUGGUCCCUGGCUGUGGAAAGGGCUUUGCAUUCCAAAGCCAAGUACAAGAAAGUUCAACUAGUUCGCCUUGUUGGAAUGAUGCUCAUGAUCUUUGCCAGAAAGGAUCAGUGGCAGUAUAUCUGUGAUGUUGCUACAGAAACAGUUGGAACCGGAGUCAUGGGGAAAAUGGGAAACAAAGGUGGGGUAGCAGUGAGGUUUGUAUUUCACAAUACUACGUUUUGUAUUGUCAAUUCCCACCUGGCUGCCCAUGUGGAGGACUUCGAGAGAAGGAAUCAAGAUUAUAAGGACAUCCGUGCACGAAUGAGUUUUGUGGUCCCAAAUCAGGCCCUCCCGCAGCUGAACAUCAUGAAACAUGAUGUGGUCAUCUGGUUGGGAGAUUUGAACCUUCCGAGACUCCUGAAAUUUGAUCAGCUAAAUAUUCAGCGCACACAGAAAAAGGCUUUUGCUGACUUCACUGAAGGGGAAAUCAGGUUUAUCCCCACUUAUAAGUAUGACUCCAAAACAGACCGAUGGGAUUCCAGUGGGAAAUGUCGGGUUCCAGCCUGGUGUGACCGAAUUCUUUGGAGAGGAACAAAUGUUAAUCAGCUUCAUUACCGGAGUCACAUGGAACUAAAAACCAGUGACCACAAGCCUGUUAGCGCCCUCUUCCUUAUUGGGGUGAAGGUUGUUGAUGAACGGAGGUAUCGGAAAGUAUUUGAAGAUAGUGUACGCAUUAUGGACAGAAUGGAAAAUGAUUUCCUUCCUUCCUUAGAAAUCAGCAGGAGGGAGUUUGUGUUUACCAAUGUGAAGUUUCGGCAACUACAAAAGGAGAAGUUCCGUAUCACCAACAAUGGACAGGUUCCCUGUCAUUUUUCUUUCAUCCGAAAGCUUAAUGACAGCCAAUACUGCAAGCCAUGGCUUCGGGCUGAACCUAAUCAGGGCUACUUGGAGCCAAAUGAGACAGUAGACAUUUCCCUUGAUGUGUAUGUCAGCAAAGACUCUGUGACCAUCCUGAACUCAGGGGAAGAUAAAAUUGAAGAUAUUCUUGUCCUUCACCUGAAUGGAGGCAAAGAUUACUUUUUGACCAUCAGUGGAAAUUACCUCCCCAGUUGUUUUGGUACAUCCUUAGAGGCUUUGUGCCGAAUGAAAAGACCAAUUCGAGAAGUUCCUGUUACCAAACUCAUAGACUUGGAAGAAGACAGCUUCCUAGAAAAGGAGAAAUCUCUUCUGCGGAUGGUUCCCUUGGAUGAAGGCACCAGUGAGAGACCCCUUCAGGUCCCCAAGGAGAUCUGGCUUCUGGUAGAUCACUUAUUCAGAUAUGCCUGUCACCAGGAGGACCUGUUCCAAACCCCUGGAAUGCAGGAAGAGUUACAGCAGAUCAUAGACUGCCUGGAUACCAGCCUUCCUGAGAAAAUCCCUGGCAGUAAUCACUCUGUGGCUGAAGCUCUGCUAAUUUUCCUGGAAGCCCUGCCAGAGCCCGUCAUCUGUUAUGAGCUGUAUCAGCGUUGCCUUGACUCUGCUCAGGAUCCCCGGGUUUGCAGACAGGUGAUUUCCCAGCUUCCAAGAUGCCAUAGAAAUGUUUUCCGUUACUUGAUGGCUUUCCUUCGAGAACUCUUAAAAUUCUCUGAAUACAACAAUGUCAGUGCCAACAUGAUCGCUACUCUCUUCACAAGUCUUCUCCUAAGACCUCCACCUAACUUGUUGGCAAGACAGACUGCAAGUGAACGCCAGCGUGCUAUCCAGUUCCUUUUGGGUUUCCUGCUGGGGGGCGAUGAAGACCAGUAAGCCCUUUCUCUUAACUACACUCCAAGAUUCUAGAGGUGGAAGAUCUUGGACACCAAGUAUUUCAGAGUGAUUUGCAAAGUCAUGUCACAGGAAGGGUCUAUUGCAGAAUUUUGAGGCAUGAAAAAGGAAGAGUUUCCUAAUCCCUCCCUUGCCAUAUCCUACACAGUAAAGUACUAUUAGACUUAUAUUGCCAAGCCAAAGUUACCAUAUUUUGGUGUUUUUGUGUUCUCUCUUUAUAAGACAAAGAGUUCUGUAUUUACACACCUUUACCUGGGGAUGUGUUUGUUGCCCCCUGCCCAGCUGUCAUGAUUGUCCUUAGCACCCUAGGCCUAGAUUCUGUGAUGUUCCUGUUCUAGGCCUACAAGCACUACUUGGUGUAGCUCAGACUUGUGUGUAGUCCUUCCUCUAAAGCACUUUUGCCCUACCAUCCCCACUUUGCCUCUUUGCACUCUACUAGUGCUAUCACAUCGGAGGAAGUCAGAGUGAGGCUAGUGACUCCUUGGGUGUCCCCAACAGUGAGUUAUCGUUCUACGUGUUUUUGUUACAUGCAUUUGUGCAUUUCUACUACAGCGGUAUCCAUAUGUCUCUGUAACAUUGGCCUUUUCAUGGAUCUGCACUGAGUGGAACCAUAUUCUCUUGUCUCAGACCUCAUUUUGUAGCAGAACUUUAGGACUAUUAGAAGUAACAUUCCAUUGAUGUGAGAGAAUAAGAGUAGAAGCACUUUGAGUAUUCACAAGUGAAAACAUUCAUGUUUGACAGGUCCUGCUUCCUACCAUCCCUUCUCUUUUUCAAAUUUUACAUGAGAACUAUGGGACCCAUCUCCCACUUAGAAACACUUACACCACAUUAACAAAGCUAGUCUGCACCUUAAGCAGGCCUUUCUAGAGAUAUUUCUCCUUUCCCUCAGCAAGAGUACUGAGGAUUGAGGAUCAUUCUGGGAACCCCUUCACUAGUCUCCUGACGUACAAGGGGCCAGUGUCGCCCCCUCCCUCAUCAAGGCUGACUGGACUGUACAGCCAGCUCCCUUUGGCUCCUAGCCACUUUGUCCAGUGCUGUUUAAGAGAGAUUGUGCAAUGGGGCCAGCUAAGCACCUUUCUCUGCCACUCAAGACAAUCCUCUGCACUCUUCAUUUACUCAAGCCCUGUAGGGCAGCCUUUAAAAAAAAAAUAAUCUAUGUCGGUUGGCAAACCAGCUACUGACUGCAAAAUUACCUGAUACAAUUGGCUUUCUCUUGUUUUCUUUCAUUAAAACCACCCUGACUCAACUUACUCUUGCCUGUUACUAUUAAAUUCAAGGAGCCUAAUGGACAGGCAUUGUGUCCAGUGUUAAGCAUUGACUCUUAACUCUGGCACAUCAAAGGAGAGAGCCAAGAGAAACAGCACAACUGAAUGGUUCUCCAGUUCCACCAUCUCUUAUAACUUGAGGUUUUUGGGGAAAGAAAACAUACAUACCUUGUGAUAGACUGGUUAAACCCUUUCCUGUCUGGGACUUACGGUACUAGGAAUCAAAUUAUUGGUGCCAAAUAUCUACACAUCUGAUAGAUUAAAGGCUGGGUGUUGAUGUAGUCAACGGAAGAUGGUGAACAGAACACUUUUGUCAUCCCUACUAGGCCAGAAAGCCAUCACAGGUGAGGCAUAUUAUAGAAGCUGGGCAAGGUCAUAACACAAAGAUAGGGCAGUGCCUGUCCUGGGAACUGUGUGCAGCAUCCUAACUCUUUCCUCAUAAGGCAAAUGCACUUAGUUCAUUGCCUCAACCUUUUUCCAGCUCUGGUCCUGAGAUGUACUCAUGGUUGAGAGUUUUAGACAAUCUCUAGGUAGAGGAGACAAGAAAUAGAGCAGACAUAAGAUAUCUGCCUCCCUACAGUGCCUCUAGCACCCCAACCUCUGAUUCCUAAGUACCUCCAAUGUAUUAGUGACUAACACCUCUGAAGUAAGGAGUUCAGAUCUAACUGUUAGGGAAUGACUGCAUCUUUGGUUUUAGGGAAGAAACAGUUCAAACUCAUGUGGUAAUGUUGCAUUAGUCUCCCUUUCACUGUUUUCUGAUUCUUAUUCUGUAAUUGUUUGUUACAUUUCUCAAACAUGUUUUGGUCACUAAGCAAAGCUGCUAGUGGGAUUCUGUAUUUUGUGUCAUCUUUUUUUAUUAUAAUUUAUUGCAAAUUUUUUUCUGAAUAAAUAUAUGUUGUGUGAAAAA
This is a messenger RNA of Myotis davidii, 4821 nucleotides long. RefSeq names its product oculocerebrorenal syndrome of Lowe (gene OCRL). Bases 1 to 2631 code for a protein of 876 amino acids. NCBI's taxonomy places the organism in Eukaryota, Metazoa, Chordata, Mammalia, Chiroptera, Vespertilionidae. Gene Ontology annotation, biological process: signal transduction; phosphatidylinositol dephosphorylation. Gene Ontology annotation, molecular function: inositol phosphate phosphatase activity; phosphatidylinositol-4,5-bisphosphate 5-phosphatase activity. Gene Ontology annotation, cellular component: cytoplasm; membrane. The transcript has 25 exons. The record is from RefSeq and is a predicted model, not a curated record.